Molecule: messenger RNA, 2452 nt
Organism: Owenia fusiformis
Lineage: Eukaryota; Metazoa; Annelida; Polychaeta; Sabellida; Oweniidae
Source: the annotation of a GenBank genome assembly
AUUGUCGUCAGGGUGACAAGGUCAAACAAUUCGGGAAAGGUCAACCAAAAUUUAGAAGACGUGUUUUUAUUUUUUGUAAUAUUUGCACGAUUUAUCAAAAUGUAUGAAGAUAACAAUUCGGAGAUGGGGCCUAAGGGUACCUUUGAAACAUAUAGAGCAGAAGGAGAUACAUUGUUCAAACAAGGAGAAUACAAUAAAGCCAUAGAAAGCUAUUCAACUGCAUUGGAGAUAGAAUCUACUGACAAGAAUUGUCUUGUCGCGAGGUCGAAAUGUUAUCUUCAACUCGGUGAUACAGAACGUGCUCUACAUGAUGCUGAAUCAGCCUUGGCAGAAGAUAAAGAAUUUCACAAGGGGUUGUUUCAAAAAGCAGAAGCCCUCUACAGCAUGGGGAACUUUGAGUUGUCCCUUGUUUUCUACCAUAGAGGGCACAAACUCAGACCAGAACUCCAAGAGUUUAGGCUAGGCAUCCAGAAAGCCCAAGAGGCAAUUGUUAACUCAGUGGGAAGUCCUGCAGUAAAACUCACCAAAGAGGGUGACCUUUCAUUCUUUAAUCAACAAGAAGAGGGAAAGGGACCAAAGAAACGUCCUAUGUAUGGCAGACCAUCUACCAAGCAAAAGGCCAAGGGAAGGCAACCUCCCCCUAAGACAUCUGGUGAUGAGAAGACUGUUAAACAGCUUCUUGGAGAACUCUAUGGUGACAAAGCUUACCUUGAAAAACUUCUUAAGGAAACUGACCCCUCCACAACCUCAGGUAACACCAUCUAUGACUUGGUUUGCGAGGGACUGAAGUAUCUGGAUACCAGAACAGAAUUCUGGAGGCAACAGAAGCCCAUGUAUGCGCGCAAGUUAGAGAAGCAAGACAUUGAGAGGCAGCGCAAGAUUGCCUCACAGGGUGGCACUCCACAGGCCUAUUUUGUCAAAGAAUUGGAAAAGAUCAACAAAAUGCGUGACAAGGGGAAGCAUGAGGAAUGUCUGAGAAUGGCCAAACAGUGUAUGGCAACACUCAAAGCCAUCACAGAAAAGAUCGCCAAAGAGGAAAAAGACUCCGGCAACAGGAAAAAUAGAGAGGAAGAUGCAUUGCCUAAUAAAAAUGAUAUCUUGUCUAACCUCUAUAGCUUCAUAGGGAAUGCUUUCCUAGAACUUGGAAAGUUUGAAAAAGCUCUAACAAACCAUAAAAAAGACUUGGAAGUAGCAAAAAAGAAUAACCUUUUGGAAGCGCAAUCUAGGGCACUGGACAACAUUGGCAGAGUACAUGCAAGGUUGGGCAAAUACGAGAAGGCAGUGGAAACUUGGGAACAAAAACUUGCUUUGGACACUGAGAAAUCCCUACCUGAACUGACCUGGCUUUAUCAUGAGAUUGGACGGUGCAAUUUUGAACUUAGCAAGCUAGAGGAUGCCAUGAACUAUGCAGAGAAAGCAAUGGCCACAGCUCGUGAAGCAAAGGAUGAAGUAUGGCAGCUAAAUACAACUAUACUUAUAGCACAGGUCCAAGUGAAACAGAAAGAACUAGAUGGUGCCCUCCAGUCAUUUGAAUUAGCCUUAGAUCUAGCUAAGGUACAAGGAGAUGACACAGCAGAACAAGCAAUAACAAGAGCCAUCCAGAACAUUAAUGAAGAGAUUGUUAGAGGAUUAAAGGAUGAUAAUGAGGGAUCAGCUAAUAACAAUAACAACACGUCGAAUGAAGCAGAGGGUAAUGAUGAAGUUGUAAAAGAUAAGGAAGAUGAACCUGCUGAAAAGGAAGAAGAACAACAACAGGAGGGGGGACAAGAAUCAGAAACUGAGAAAGAGGCUGAAGAUUAGAGACGUCAAUUUCAAACAUAUACAGUACUAGAUGAUAGGACAUCAAGCUGUGAAAACAGCAAAAUAUUUUGCAAUUUUUAUUUCAGGGGCAUUCAAAUAAGGAUUUAGAGCAUUACAAAUCAUUAUGGCUUAGCACCUAACCAUUAUGACCAUGCUAGUCUCCAUCUACUAGAUUUCCCAUGUCAGUUACUUUCUGGUGUGGGAAAUGCAAAAAUACAUUAGUUUACAUCAAUAGAAAGCCUAAAAUUAGAAAAGGCUAAUUGAAGUCUGCAGACAAGUCAUAUUAUACAUUCUGCGCAAGCAGAGAUCCCUGUUCUUUUGGAAUCGCCUCAAAAGUAGUUCACCAUUAACAGAUUAAUGGACACUUUAAUAAUUUCAACAAAUAUACUUAAUGGACUAGCAUAGUAUGUGUCUGUGUUCGGUGGAAAUAGACAAGGUUACUGGUAAUUGUUACAUUCUAGUCAUUAGAUCAAUCCUUUUCAGCUCCAAGAGUUGAGGAGGCUCAUAUUAAUAUUUCCCUAUCGAUAUCAAUUUUAAAAACACGUAUUCAGCUUUUCAGCGUUUGAUUAUAAAAAAAUAUUACUAAACAUUAUAUAUCAAAUAUGUAUCUAUAUAUAUUAUUUUUGAAUUGGAAUAAAUAAUUAAAACUGAG